Molecule: messenger RNA, 2133 nt
Organism: Paralichthys olivaceus (Japanese flounder)
Lineage: Eukaryota; Metazoa; Chordata; Actinopteri; Pleuronectiformes; Paralichthyidae
Source: RefSeq, a predicted model, not a curated record
UCCUCGGUUCUGCAAAGAAAGUCAACGUCAACUUCCAGGACACGGACGGGUUUUCUCCGCUGCAUCAUGCGGCUCUCAACGGGAACCUGGAGCUCAUCUCUGUGCUGCUGGAGUCUCAGGCUGCUGUCGACAUCAGAGACCAGAAAGGUAUGCGGCCUCUGCAUUACGCAGCCUGGCAGGGGAAGGCGGAGCCUAUGAAGAUGCUGCUGAAAUCUGGUUCGUCUGUUAACGGCCAAUCGGAUGAAGGACAGAUCCCUCUGCACCUGUCGGCGCAGCACGGCCACUACGACGUGUCUGAGAUGUUGCUGCAGCACCAGUCCAACCCGUGUAUUGUGGACAAUGCGGGGAAAACCCCUCUGGACCUGGCCUGUGAGUUCGGCAGAGUUGGGGUGGUCCAGCUGUUACUGUCCAGUAACAUGUGUGCUGCUUUGCUGGAGCCAAAAAAAGGAGACACCACCGACCCCAACGGGACGUCUCCCCUUCACCUGGCCGCCAAGAACGGACACAUAGACAUUAUCAGACUGCUGAUCCAGGCAGGUAUCGACAUCAACAGACAGACCAAAGCUGGCACAGCUCUGCAUGAAGCUGCUCUCUGCGGCAAGACCGACGCCGUGAGACUCCUGCUGGACAGCGGCAUCAACGCCACAGUGAGGAACACUUACAGCCAGACGGCUCUGGACAUCGUCUACCAGUUCACUGCAACACAAGCCAGCAGAGAGAUCAAACAACUGCUAAGAGUCCAGCCUCCGGUCAUGAACGUUCAUGAGCGUCUCUGCAGCCACUGGAUGAAAACAUCAGUGGUCUUGGAGCAGCACCCCGAUGGACGCUGGAAGGGCUGUAUCCAUGACAACCGAACAGGAAAUGAUCGGGUGGGCUACUUCCCGUCCACCAUGGUGGAAGUCAUCAGCAAGCGUACAGGUUUGGCCAGCACAGUCAUUUGCACUCAACAGUUUCAAAAGAUACCGCUGGUUCCCCCGGCGACGGUUGCCCCUGCCAACGCGGUAGUCAACGGCAACGACACCACGUUCCAUCAGAUCCAUAUCCUGCCUCCACCGCCUCCUCCUCCACCACAUUCCCAUCAGCCACUGCUUCCACUUUUUACUUCCUUUGGCUAUAGCAGGUCGCCCGUGACAACCCCACAGGGAGACACACCCACUGCCCCAGGUUGUCGCGGUUCAGAGGCAAGUCCUCACAGCUCUCCUACCCCGUCCAGCGGGCCCCAUGGAGGCUCCAAUGAAGAGAUCUGGGUACUGCGCAAGCCAGUGGCAGGUGGGGACCGCAGCAGUGUGGGCAGCUCUGGCAGUGUCACGAGCGUGAGGUCAUCAGGCAGCGGUCAGAGUGCCGGCAGUGCCACACACAUCCUCCAUGCACAGGCCGAAGGGGUUAAGCUUCUCGCCACAGUCUUGUCCCAGUCGGCCAAAGCGAAGGAGCAUCUCCUGGAGCAGUCGAAGUCUGUAGACCAACCUGCAGGUUCCGCCAGCUCCUCUCGGACGUCGAGCCAAUCGGGGUGUCCCCUCCACGAAGCGCCGCCUUAUGACGCCGCGGCAACCAGGAAGGGGGAGGUGCCAGGCGAGGGGAAGGUAGGACAGUACCACAGAUUCAGUCCACAGAGACACAGUGAGGAGAAAUUCACCAGCAUGAAAGUCACGAGUCUGUAACUGCAGCGUGAUGAGAAUGUAGCUCCUGAGUCACUUGAACAGCGACGCUCUCCCACUUGUACGUGCACACACAGACACACACUCACACACACACACCAAGAUGUCCCAGUGGUUUCUCUCGCAACUGGCCUCGUCCGUGCUGCGAGUGUUCGGAUGCAGCCACGAUACGAGCUCAGAGGCCGUUGUCCAAUGGCUGAGCGACUUUCAGCUGCAGGUCUACGCUCCAAACUUCGUGGGCGCUGGGUAUGACCUGCCCACCAUUAGCCGAAUGACCCCAGAGGUAAGGCACCUGAACCCUGACCCCCUGAGGUCGCAGCCACCUCCAAGGACCACAACGGAAAACAUUGGGAUUUGUGCUGUCCUCGAUGUUUUCCAGAUGCAUGUGAAAUAAACACGAUUAAACCACUCAGACAAAGUCUCUCAGCUGUCCUCUCCCUGCCCUGACCUCACCUGGUGUUGACCUCCUGACCCCUUG